GACAUGCAUCGGCUGCCAUCGCAUCGGCUGCCUACAGCGACCUGCUCUCUCGCUCACCUUUCCUGCGGCCACUCGGCGCAUCGUCGGCGAGUAGUUCGGCGCAGCCCUGAGAGACCUCCGCACAGCGGCUCCGGCCUCCACCACGACCAACACCGCCCCACAUUCGGACGCCGUCAGGCCCCACUCCACUGCGAACCGACUCGACUUGGCAACCAGUGUCGUCGCCAGCACGACUCUUGGCAUCUAUCUCCCACUCACUUGCCCACUCACACACACCCGCAAUGACCUCCGUCCCGUUCACCGACGCCUGCUGGAAGGCCCUGCACGCGGCGCACAAGCUCGCCGGCACGCCGCAGGAGGACGGCGCCAUCCUCGCUGCCAACACUACGGGCGGGACCGACUGGUGGCGCACGACUGAGCGCGACUCGAGCGACGGCCCCACGCUGGGCUUUGAGCGCGAGAUUGGAGAGGGGUUCGAGAUUAGCGUCGAGCUGUUCGUCGAGCCGCGCGUGCAGUACGACCAAGCCGCCAUCUUCCUCUGGAUCUCGCCGACGCAGUGGAUCAAGGCGGGCAUCGAGUACGACAACGGCGCGCUGUGGAACGGCGCGGUGGUGUGCAACCCUUACUCUGACUGGUCCAUCUCCAAGCGCCGCCUGUACGACUCGCCGCGCUUCACGAUCGUGUGCCUGCCGAACGAGCUCAAGGUGUUCCACGGCGACGACAUGAUCCGCGAGGUCAAGUGGUUUGGCCCGACGUCGUCCAACGACGCCAAGGGCUCCGAGGGCGGCCCGACCAAGGCUUUCGUCGGCGUCAUGGCCUGCUCGCCCAAAGAGGGCGGGGCCGCCGUGAGCUUCAAGGACUUUACCGUCAAGGAGGGCUUCACGCCGCGCGAGGCCGAGGUGACGAAGAGUAUCGAGGGCGAGGUGUAGUGCGCUGCGCCGAGCGGACGAAGAAUGCAGAGGACGUAGUGCUGUCCAGACAA
This is a messenger RNA of Vanrija pseudolonga, 982 nucleotides long. It is a transcript of the gene REE1, whose product is annotated as Regulation of enolase protein 1. The transcript is spliced from 4 exons. The record is from RefSeq and is a predicted model, not a curated record. Lineage: Eukaryota; Fungi; Basidiomycota; Tremellomycetes; Trichosporonales; Trichosporonaceae. The coding region runs from base 282 to 929 and encodes 215 amino acids.